AUGAAAAACGACAAGUGGAAAGAUAUGCGCAGCACAUUGAGUCCAGCAUUUACUGGCAGUAGGCUACGUCAAAUGUUUGAGUUAAUCAAUCAGGUGGCCGAAGACAGUACAAACUAUUUGCACAAACUACAUUCCAAAGAAUCCUGCAAUGGUAUUGAGUUAAACUUAAAGGACUAUGCAACGCGUUUCACAAAUGAUGCCAUCGCAUCAACAGCUUUCGGCUUACAAGUGAACUCUUUUGAAGAAAAGGAUAAUACCUUCUAUAUGUUGGGAAGAAAGGCGACUUCGUUUUCAUUUUGGAUGAACUUAAGAUUACUGUUGAUCAUACAGUGCAAAGGCUUGGCAAAGCUUCUUCGAAUUGAGUUCGUUGACAAAAACUCAACUAAGUACUUCUGUCAACUAGUUCUAGAUGCUUUUAAAUAUCGCAAAGAACGAAAUAUUCGUCGGCCUGACAUAAUUAACUUGCUAAUGGAGGCCCGCGGUCUCUUUCCUACCGACUCGCCAAAGGCACAUAAUCGUGAAUGGACCGACACGGAAAUGGUGGCGCAGUGCUUCCUUUUCUUUUUCGGAGGUUUUGAAACUAUGGCGACACUGAUUUGUUUUGCAGCAUAUGAAUUAAUGGGGAAUCCGAUUGUACAAGAAAAACUGUUUGAAGAGGUUGAAGAAAUUAAUAAACGACGGGAAGGUAAAAGAUUGACAUAUGAAGAUUUACAAGGGAUGAAAUAUUUGGAAAUGGUUGUAAAUGAAACUUUGCGAAAAUGGCCACCCAUUAUAACACUCAAUCGAAUUUGUACAAAAGAUUUUCUAUUCGAAGCCGACGGCGAACGUAUGGAAAUAAAGAAAGGCGAGGUUAUUUUGGUGCCAGUGUCAGGUAUUCAUCGCGAUCCGCAGUACUAUCCAAAUCCAGAUAGUUUUGAUCCUGAACGCUUUAGUGCCGAGAACAAGGACCAAAUCAAACCAUUUACUUUUCUGCCUUUUGGAGAGGGACCACGUAACUGUAUUGCUUCACGCUUCGCUACGCUGGAAGCAAAGGCAAUACUCUAUUAUUUAGUGCGCGAUUUUCGCAUCACCGCUGCCAAAAGGACUGCAUUACCAAUCGAAUUGGAGAAAAACGGCUUACGUGUAGCGCCAAUAAAUGGUUUCUGGUUGAAGCUUAUCGCGCGAAAUAAGAUAUAA
This is a messenger RNA of Rhagoletis pomonella (apple maggot), 1176 nucleotides long. RefSeq names its product probable cytochrome P450 9f2. The transcript is spliced from 3 exons. Gene Ontology annotation, molecular function: iron ion binding; heme binding; monooxygenase activity. The record is from RefSeq and is a predicted model, not a curated record. The coding region runs from base 1 to 1176 and encodes 391 amino acids. NCBI's taxonomy places the organism in Eukaryota, Metazoa, Arthropoda, Insecta, Diptera, Tephritidae.